AUGCGCAUCUUCAAGGGCAACAUCGAGCAGAUCUACGGCGACGCGCCGUCCUUCGACGGCGCGCCGCUCGCCGAGGGCGACAUCAGCGGCCUCGCCGACGGCACGCUCUACCUCGGGCUCCACGAGUACAGCCAGCGCUUCGGCCCCGUCUACAAGCUCUGCUUCGGGCCCAAGUCGUUCAUCGUCGUCAGCGACCACGCCGUCGCCAAGCACGUGCUCCGGGAGAACAACGGCGGCUACAACAAGGGCGUCCUCGCGGAGAUUUUAGAGGACAUCAUGGGCAAGGGCCUCAUCCCCGCGGACCCGGUCACGUGGAAGGCGCGGCGCCGGGCCAUCGUGCCCGCGUUCCACAAGCGGUGGCUCGCGCGCAUGCUGACCAUGUUCGCGGACGAGACGGAGCUCCUCAACGCCGAGCUGCCCCUGGGGGAGCCCGUGGACCUCGAGGAGCGCUUCGGCUCCCUGGCCCUCGACAUCAUCGGCUCCGCGGUCUUCAACUACGACUUCGACAGCGUCCGCGAGCCGUCGCGCGUCGUCAAGGCGGCCAUCGACACGCUCCGCGAGGCGGAGCACCGGUCCAUGACGCCGGCGCCCUACUGGAAGAUCCCCGGGGCCAUGCAGGUCGUGCCGCGGCAGCGCGCGUUCACGGAGAACAUGGACCUGCUCAACGGGGAGCUCAACAAGGCCAUCGCCGCGGCGCUCGCGGACCGCGUCGAGGAGGCGACGGAGGAGCUGGAGCGGCGCGACUACGCGACCAUGGAGAACCCGAGUCUGCUGCGCUUCCUCGUGGACCAGCGCGGCGAGGAGGCGACGUCGACGCAGCUGAGAGACGACCUGAUGACGAUGCUCAUCGCGGGCCACGAGACGACGGCGUCGGCGCUGACCUGGUGCCUCUUCGAGCUCGCGCAGAACCGGCCCCUCCUGGAGGAGCUGCGCGCGGAGCUCGACGCGAAGCUGCCCGGCGGCCGGCCGCCGCGGACCUUGGACGAGGUCCGCGCCGUCGAGCUCACGCGGCUGACGGUCGCGGAGUCGCUGCGCAUGUACCCGCAGCCGCCGCUCCUCAUCCGCCGCGCCGUCGACGACGACGCCGUGCCGACGGUCCAGCUCCCGGACACGGACGAGCUCGACGCGUCGGGGCUGCGCGCGCGGGCCGUCGACGUCAAGGUGCCGCGCGCGUGCGACAUGUUCAUCGCCAUCUACUCGCUGCACCGGAACCCGCGCUACUGGAAAAACCCGGACUCCUUCGACCCGAAGCGCUGGCUCGAGAAGUACGCCAACCCGGACGAGCCCACGUGGGCCGGCUACGACCCGGCCAAGUGGAAGGCCGGCGACGGCAUGGGCUCGCUCUACCCGACGGAGACGUCGGCGGACUUCGCCUACCUGCCCUUCGGCGGCGGCGCGCGCAAGUGCGUCGGCGACCAGUUCGCCAUGAUGGAGGCGACGGUCGCGCUCGCGGGCUUCCUCCAGCGCUUCGACUUCGACUUCGCCGGGCCGACGGACACGCCGGACAAGGUCGGCACGAACACGGGCGCGACGAUCCACACGCGCAACGGCCUCUGGAUGACCGUGACCGAGCGGGCCAAGUAA
This is a messenger RNA of Aureococcus anophagefferens, 1584 nucleotides long. RefSeq lists its product as hypothetical. Bases 1 to 1584 code for a protein of 527 amino acids. The transcript has a single exon. Gene Ontology annotation, molecular function: heme binding; oxidoreductase activity, acting on paired donors, with incorporation or reduction of molecular oxygen; iron ion binding. The record is from RefSeq and is a predicted model, not a curated record. NCBI's taxonomy places the organism in Eukaryota, Pelagophyceae, Pelagomonadales, Pelagomonadaceae.